UUUCUAACACUUGCCAAUGAAAUUCACAAAAACAAGUGACGGUCACACUGGUUCCGACUAUUGAUUGAAAUAAAAUUUACGCAAAUGCAAAAUUUUCCUGUUCCAAUGCAAAGUAAACCAUAAAAAUCCAUUGUGAAAAUUUGUGGGGUGGUGGGUGCCAAAACGGAUACGAUACUCAAUAGGCGAUACUCGUAGUAAAGAGAGCGGUGAAGAGAGUGAAAGAGACCGUCGAGAGCGAAGAGCAUGUAUUUGAUGUGUACUCAAAAGCGGGCGAAGAGAGCGCACUAAAUACCCACACACACUCAGUCGCUUUCGCGCAAUACACACACACGCGGGCAAAAAGGACGAAAACGAGGAAGAGAAAGAGGAAGAGCUUUCUAGGGAAACUAGGAUAAAGAUAAAGUGUGUGUUUUGGCCAAAAUGAAUCCGGCGGUGGAUGCGUGGGCGGUGACCCCGAGGGAACGAAUAAAGUACCAGGAGCAGUUUAAGGCACUCCAGCCACAGGCAGGAUUCGUGACCGGUGCCCAGGCCAAAGGAUUCUUCCUGCAGUCCCAGCUGCCGCCACUGAUCCUGGGCCAGAUCUGGGCUCUGGCGGACACCGAUUCCGAUGGCAAGAUGAACAUUAACGAGUUUAGCAUAGCCUGCAAGCUGAUUAAUCUCAAGCUGCGGGGCAUGGACGUACCGAAGGUCUUGCCGCCCAGUCUGCUGGCUUCCCUUACUGGGGAUGGCCAAAAGACGCCCUCGAUGACGCCACGUGGUUCCACAAGCUCCAUGAGCCCAAUGGAUCCGCUCAAGGGAAUGGUUCCCCCAGUAGCCGCAGUGGUUCCCGCACCCGUGGUGGCUCCUCCUCCGGUCGCGCCGGCUCCUGUCAUCUCGCCACCCGGUGUCGUGGACCUGGUUAAGAUUCCCGCUGGCCCCACGCCGCCCUCCAGCAACCCACCCAGUCGUCACAUGUCCGUUUCGGAGCGAGCACCAUCCAUCGAGUCUAUACAAGGAGAAUGGGCCGUUCAAGCUGCACAGAAGCGCAAAUACACGCAGGUGUUUAAUGCCAACGAUCGUACUCGAUCUGGCUUCUUGACCGGUGCCCAGGCACGUGGCGUUCUGGUGCAGAGCAAGCUGCCUCAGGUAACGCUGGCUCAGAUCUGGACGCUGUCCGAUAUCGACGGCGAUGGGCGGCUCAACUGCGACGAGUUUAUUUUGGCCAUGUUCCUGUGCGAGAAGGCCAUGGCCGGUGAGAAAAUUCCCGUGACCUUGCCCCAAGACUGGGUGCCCCCCAACUUGCGCAAGAUCAAGUCACGACCGGGCUCAGUCUCUGGGGUAGUAUCGCGACCAGGAUCGCAGCCCACCUCCCGACACGCCUCCGUGUCUUCGCAGGGCGGAGUUGGAGCCGUGGAUGCUGACCCAACAGCCGGACUGCCCGGACAAACUUCUUUUGAGGACAAGCGCAAGGAAAACUAUGUAAAGGGUCAAGCCGAGCUCGAUCGGAGGCGCAAGAUCAUAGAGGAUCAGCAACGCAAGGAGCGGGAGGAGCGGGAGCGAAAGGAGCGGGACGAGGCUGAUAAGCGCGAGAAGGCUCGCUUGGAGGCCGAGCGUAAGCAACAGGAGGAACUGGAGCGGCAGCUUCAGCUCCAGCGAGAGAUCGAGAUGGAGAAGGAGGAACAGCGCAAGCGGGAACUGGAAGCCAAGGAGACGGCCAGGAAGGAGCUGGAGAAGCAGCGCCAGCAGGAGUGGGAGCAGGCUAGAAUUGCUGAAAUGAACGCACAGAAGGAGAGGGAACAGGAGCGAGUCCUCAAGCAGAAGGCACACAACACCCAGCUUAAUGUGGAGCUGAGCACACUAAAUGAGAAGAUCAAGGAUCUUUCGCAGAGGAUUUGCGAUACUCGCGCGGGGGUGACCAAUGUAAAGACCGUAAUCGAUGGCAUGCGCACCCAGCGCGACACUUCCAUGACCGAAAUGUCACAGCUGAAGACGCGCAUCAAGGAGCAGAACGCCAAGCUGCUGCAGCUCACACAGGAGCGCGCCAAGUGGGAUGCCAAGAGCAAGGCCAGUGGCGUUGCCAUGGGUGGAGAGAAUGCGCAGCAGGAGCAACUGAAUGCAGCCUUUGCCCAUAAGCAGCUGCUGAUUAACCAAAUCAAAGAUAAAGUCGAGAACAUUAGCAAGGAGAUUGAGUCAAAGAAGGAGGACAUCAACUCUAACGACGGACAGAUGUCUGAGCUCAAGGCGGAACUCUCUGCUCUGCUCACCAAGUGCGAGGAUCUGUACAAGGAAUACGAUGUACAGCGUACUUCGGUGCUGGAAUUGAAGUAUAAUCGCAAGAACGAGACCGUCGUGACCUCCGCCUGGGACACGGGCAGCUCUAGUGCUUGGGGAGAGCCGGAAACGACUGCCGCCGAUCCCUAUGCAGGUAUGAGCAACGACGUCACCGCAGUGACAGCUCCAGCCGUGGAUUUGAGUGGACCGGCUCCCGAGGGAUUCGUGAAAUACCAGGCGGUGUACGAGUUUAAUGCGCGCAAUGCCGAGGAGAUUACUUUCGUUCCUGGUGACAUUAUCUUGGUGCCGUUGGAACAGAACGCCGAGCCGGGAUGGUUGGCAGGCGAAAUAAACGGCCACACCGGCUGGUUCCCCGAAUCCUAUGUGGAAAAGCUGGACGAAGGAGAGGUUGCUCCCGUCGCAACCAUCGAACCGGAAGUUGUUGCCCAAGUGGCAGCCGUGGCGGACACCUACAAUGACAAUAUCAAUACCAGCAGUGCGGCUCCGGCUCCUUCUGCCGAUCUUAGUGCCGCCGGCGAUGUCGAGUACUACAUAGCCGCAUACCCUUAUGAUUCCGCCGAGGAGGGCGAUCUUAGCUUCGGUGCCGGCGAGAUGGUCAUGGUCAUCAAGAAGGAGGGCGAGUGGUGGACGGGCACCAUUGGCAAUCGCACCGGCAUGUUCCCCUCGAACUACGUCCAGAAGGCGGACGUGGGUACGGCGAACACGGCGCCUGUGGAAUCGGUUGAAACCCUGGAUCAGGAGACGACGCUGAACGGCAACGCUGUCUACGCCCCCGCUCCCGUGGAGCCGCAGGAACAGCUGUUCCAGCCGCCGCCUGUCGAGGAGCUGUGCGAGCAGCCGAUCGCAAGCCCAGGCGUUGGCGCUGAGGAAACGCAUGAAGACCUCGACACUGAAGUUUCCCAGAUCAAUACACAGUCCAAGACACAAAGCAGCGAGCCGGCCGAGAGCUACAGCCGACCCAUGUCACGCACCUCUUCCAUGACACCCGGUAUGCGGGCCAAGCGGUCAGAGAUUGCGCAAGUAAUCGCUCCCUAUGAGGCAACAAGCACCGAGCAGCUCUCGCUAACGCGGGGCCAGCUGAUCAUGAUCCGCAAGAAGACGGACUCCGGCUGGUGGGAAGGUGAGCUUCAGGCGAAGGGACGGCGGCGCCAGAUCGGCUGGUUCCCGGCCACCUACGUGAAGGUUCUCCAAGGAGGGCGCAACAGCGGACGCAACACUCCCGUUUCCGGCAGCCGCAUUGAGAUGACCGAGCAGAUCCUGGACAAGGUCAUAGCCCUUUAUCCGUAUAAAGCACAAAAUGACGACGAGCUAUCGUUCGAAAAGGACGACAUCAUCAGCGUGCUGGGUCGGGAUGAGCCGGAGUGGUGGCGUGGCGAGCUGAACGGUCUUUCUGGCCUCUUCCCCAGCAACUAUGUGGGCCCCUUCGUGACGUCCGGAAACGUAUAACGAGCCUUCGGCUUUGGCCUUUAAGCGGCAUCAGGCACUCGCUUACAUUAAAACAGACAAACAAAUCUACACGAUCCCUUGAGUAUUGGGUUAUCUUAAGAUCAGCAGCAGCAUCAAUAUCCUCCUGGCCGGAAUUCGUAUUCUAGAAAGCCUAAAAGUUGGCUAUUUACAUUGUUCAUCCUGAAAGUUUACCAUACGACGUUUUCUUACAAUGUUUAUCUUCUUCGGUGUGAAAUUCCCUUAACUUGUUGAUAGAAUUAGUAACCAGAUCUCAUCUGAAAUCAUUCAUAGAAUCAAACAUUGCUCUCAUGUUCGUAACCAAUCAAACGAAAGAUACAACAGAAAUCAAGUAAGACACAUUUUAAAGGAUUUAUAUAGUAAUCUGCAUAUGGAAACUACAAAAUACAUAAGGAUAUUAAGUGACAAUUACGUUUCGUUGUAUUAGAUAUGUUUAUCGAUCGAAAACCAGAAUAUUCAAAAGUUUUUUUCCCCAAAUGCUACUACACAUACUCAUAUAGUAUAUAUAACGAUGGUUUUCUGUGUUUUCCAAUAAUAUCCGAGUAUAAUUGUAUAUAUUUCAAGUAAACCAACCAACAAAUGGGAGGGAAGUAUGAAUUAUUGUUAACUAAAUAUUAAGCAUGAUGACCAUUCUCUUAUAUAUAUUAAUGCAACCUUUGAAGACAUCAAGGAAAAUGGAAAAAAAAAAACGGGAGAUACAUAAGCUUAAACAUAACAUAUGGGCAACAGUAUUGAUAAUAUUAAUGAUAUUUUGUAAUGGAUAAACUUCUGUUUUUGAGUAACAUACUUGGUUUUAUAACUAUUUUAAGCGCUUGUCUCAACUGCCAUAAUUGUAUUUAUUUAAUGUCUAUUGUCUUAUUGAUGAAUGUUGAAAUUGUUUGCUGUUAGUUUAAAGGAUCUGCAUCUGAAGCAAAGGAGUGGAUGAGAUGUAAAAAUUGAGUAUGUACAAAUUCCACAAAUAGAAGUUCAUUAAACUCGAUUGGAAUGAUAGUCAGAUAUUGUAGAGCCACGUUAUGCUGUUCGAAUCUGUUUAUGCUAGUUGCAGUUUAGUCUAUUUAACAAAAUCACUCACAUAAAUGUAUCUACGCUAUCUCAUACUUAUGAAGAAACACUGUCGAAUGCCUUUCAAAAAAUGAUAACCAAAAAAGUCACCUUACAUGGAUUAAUCUAAUCGUAACUUGUUAUUGCAUACCACGACUAUUUAUGCGUAUAUAGCUCUAUUAAACGAAACCAAAGUAAAGAAUCGUUAUAAGUACCGCAAGGCACCGAUCUGUGGCGAAAUAAUACCGACUUAUCGGCGGCUGGGCGGGGAAAUUCUAAAAGCAUAAACACAUAUUUAUGUAGCUAAUGUUGGGUUGAUUAUUGAUUCCACAUAUAUGUACUAAUAAAUUAAAAUGAACCACAAAACUAAGUAUAUACAUACUAUAUAGAGAAAGUACUAAAAUUUCUUUAGAAAAAAACAAAGCAAAAAUGUUAAAUUGAGAUAUUCGUACAUUCCAAAUCCCACAUAUACACCCCUGCAUACAUAUAAUGCUCAUAUAAGCGUACUUGUUUAAUCGUUACGAAAGUUAAUUAAUGUAAACAAUGCUUAAGAAUAAUUAUCGACGACAAAUUCUGUACGCAUUAGCACACUCACCUACACUGAGACUCACUUUAAACGCGAAAUGGUGACCAUCGAUAUAUCUACCUAUAUACAAUCCGGACCGACGAGAACUCUUCUGCAGACACACAAUGCAUACGAGUAAAUAUAAAGUGAAUUCUUCGAGAAAUACAAAACUAAAAGAUACCAUAAAACAUAUUGAAAUAUAUCAGUUUCAAACAUAAUUAGAAGACAAGUAAAAAGGGAAAACCAAAAAUAUUAAAUUAAAUUAUGAAAAUAACAAAUUACACAUAUUUGGUGCAAUAAAUGUAAAAAAAGGAACUUCAAA
Molecule: messenger RNA, 5663 nt
Organism: Drosophila rhopaloa
Lineage: Eukaryota; Metazoa; Arthropoda; Insecta; Diptera; Drosophilidae
Gene: Dap160
Product: intersectin-1
Exons: 12
Coding region: 421-3717 (1098 amino acids)
Biological process (GO): clathrin-dependent synaptic vesicle endocytosis; endosomal transport
Cellular component (GO): presynaptic membrane; cytoplasm; clathrin-coated pit
Molecular function (GO): protein binding; molecular adaptor activity; nucleic acid binding
Source: RefSeq, a predicted model, not a curated record